CAGUCCUACUCGUCUCGCCGCGCCAGUCGUACGACGCGAAGUCGUCAGUUGUUUCACGAGAGUGGAUUAAACCGCGGAUUGUUUUGCGCGUCGCGGAACCGCGUGCGGGUCUCGCGUUUCCUGCCCCGCGUACACGUCCGCCGGUCGCACCGGGAUAUUACCUCGUCGUCGACGACGUCCCUCUGUAAGUUCGACACGAAGCGACUCCGAGCGAGGAGAGGCGAGCACGAAAUAUAUCGCGCGACCGCGAUAUCCGAGCGUAGCCGUUCUCUCUCUCUCCUUCUCUAUCUCGCGUCGACCAUCACGGCCAGCCAGUCGGCCAGCGAUCGUCCACGCCCGUUUUGUUCCGGUUUUGCGAGGCCGCUUUUCGUCGCUUUUCGUCACUCGCGCGAGUGACAAUCGCCGGAAGGAAGGAACGGAGGAGGGAAAGGAGAACGAGAUCCGAGUUCGAGCGAGACGAAGAAGAGGAGAAGGAGGAGGAGAAGAAGAAGAAGAGGGAGCGAGGCGAUGUAACGUCGCGGCUGUGUGUGACGUCACGCACGUCGGGUCGCGCUAAUCGAGUACACACGCGCGCGCGCGCAAAUUCAAACACGGACAGCGCGCGCUUUCCCAUUCCGUCGUCGCGCGUUAUUAUUCUCCUAUCUGUCCCGUGUGUACAAACAUAUAUUCGUGCUCGCUGUCAAAGGAACAGACGGAGAAGAGAAACAACGCGGUGUCUCGAGUGAAGAAGGAGAGCGAAAUAGAAGAUAAAGACACAGAAAUAGGAAAAAAACAAGAGAAAAAAAAAACACAUACACAUAUAUAUGCGCUCUCGCCGAGUCGUCGGUGAAAAGGGGGUGGAGGAGGGGGCGGCGGCGGGAGACGAGACGCGCGGGACGCUCCGUCGCCGCCGUGACGUACUUCUUGACAGUACGCGUACUGUUGUCCGGCAGCAGCGUCCGCGAGGAGGAUAGUCGCCGAAGAGGAUGAGAAGAGCGGCGAGGUCGCCGCCGGAAGCUAAGGGCGACAACAUCGUCAUCGUCGACGGCAAGUUUCCGCGUGUAACGCACGUGCGAGUGUAAAAGGAGACCGGACAACAUAUCCGUCUAUUCGCGUAUCCCGUGGCGCCCCGCUGUGUUUUUCUGCGGAAAGAGAGCGGCUGAAAGAGGAGGAAGAAGAGAGAGAGAAAUUGUCGGAUAUUCCUCUCGCAGCUGUGCGCGCGCGCGUCGUUUUUCGAGGUUAUAGAAGGACUUCUCCGAAGGAAGAAAAAUGGUCGUUAGAGUGCGGGUCCCUCGCGCCGACGACGACGUCAUCGUCGUCGAGUUGUUGUAAUAAUAAUAAUGCCCGACAGCGGCGCGCCGGAUCGCGCUUGGCGCCGCGCGAAAGCAGCGGCCGGGUUUCUUCUACCGCGUUCCGUUUUUAUUCGCCCGUCGUCGGACGGUCCGCUGCUCCGCUGAGAGUCAAGUUCGUCGCGCUCCGUUGUGCGCGCCGCCGCUCUCGAGAACCAGUGUUUCGACCUAACCAUCGCGCUUUCGAUUGUGCGUCGUCCGUCGUCGUGGACUCCAGGAUUCUGCGAGGAUUCGCCCCGAGGAUUAUAUACAGACGAGUUAAAGGAUCAACCUCAGCUUAUCGAGCUCACGACCUACCUGACGUGAUAAACCAUUGAACUUGGUGGACUUGAAAAAAAAAAGGAAACUACGGAAGGAUCAACAGGAAGAUUCUUCUACGUGACGGACCAAGAAACUUUGUCGACUAGAUCCAGAGAAGCUUUCGUCGCGCAGGAAGAGCUUGAAGCUAUAAAAAACGACUCCGCGAAAACUUUUCUAGGAGAGAGAAAGCAUCGAAAAAACGUCGGAAAUAGUCCGAUGAAAGGAAGAGAAUAAUCGAGGGAGGCCAGGCUCUCUUCGGGGAAGAGACACUCCCAUCUCGCUCGUGCUACGGACCCACCCUGACGACGUGUACACGUCUCGAUAGAGAGAUCACGUCCAUCGUCGAUCACGCCAUCGCUCUCUCUUGAGCUGAGGCCGCUCGAAAUUUCUGCCGUGAUCUCGCAGCCGAUUCGUGCAAGGCUACGUUUCUCGUCUCUGCACCUGCCCGUCUGCUGUAUCCUUCGGACUGGAAGAAAGAAAGAGAGAGAAGAGAAAAAAACGAGACGGCGUGGUCGGCAGUGGUACGGGCUAUAUCGAAUGUCGUCGAGCUCGGGAAGAAGACGGUUGAGAACCAUCGGUGGAAGGAUGAUGCAGCUUCCGACUCAUCACCGGAUGUCACCGUUGAGCUCUGUCGGCUAAUCGGCAAUUAAUCGCGAGAACGAUAUCCACUCGUCCGUAUACAACCUCGCAGCUCCGAGGUACUUCUCAAGACACUUUUGGGACACGAGGGUUUGUUUGUGCGCUUACAAAGUAAGGUGCGAACCUCGCUUUUUUUCUCUUAACGUUGGCCUUUUUUUUUUAUUAUAAUUUUUUUAUUUUCAUCGCGACGAGAGGUGUUGAUUUCUGUGAUACGCGUUGACCGCGAGUGAUGGUCAACAAUCUCGUCGCUCAGUGGUGACAUCGACAGUGGUGUUGGUGGUGAAAAGUUCUGUUGGUGCACGAGGGUAGUGGUGUCAACGCUAGAAGAAAACGAGAGAGGGAACAUCUCUCGCGUGCAAGCGUGACUCUCAAUUCAUUACCACGGAUCUCCCUCGGCAAUUCGACGCCGCGCCCACCCUCGAUGAGAGGAGGCACAUGUCCAUUGCUGCCGCUGAAAAUGCAGGGCCUGGCCCAUAUGAAUUGCAAGACCCGUUGUGGGUCAAAAUGAGUACGAUUACCAGCGGCAUUACCAAGAAAAGAAAGAAAUCAGAUGCGAAGCCUCAGUCGCAGAUUAACAAGUGCCUUAAUGAAAAAAGACGACGGAACCAAGAGAACUCAUAUAUUGAUGAGCUUGCCGAGCUGAUUUCCGCCACGGACAUGAGCUCUGGCAAGACUGACAAAUGUCAGAUCCUUCAGAGAACCGUCGAGCAGAUUCGGCACUUUAGGAACCAAGAGAGCUCCAAUAGUCAUGCUAUACAACAGGGGGAAGUGUCCUCGUCGAAUCCUAACAUACUGUCCAACGAUCAACUUGGCCCUUUCUUACUUGAGGCGCUAGACGGCUUUAUACUUCUUGUAAAUACAGAGGGCCGCGUAGAGUACGUUUCGACGAACAUAGCGCAGUACAUAAAUUACACGAAGGACGAUGUACUCAAAAAGGAUAUUUACAAUAUCAUACAUCAUGGGGAUCACCACACCUUUAAUUCUAAUUUGCUACCUAUGUCUUCGUUAAACUGGACCAGCGAGCCGCAAUCUCAGACCAGGAAUCGCGUCUUCAAUUGCCGCUUCUUAGUGAAGCCUCCUGAUGAUAAGGACGAGACUAUGGAAGAGAAGCAACAGCGAAUAUCGAAGUACGAGUCUAUGCAAAUCAAUUCUGUUCUUCUGUCCAAUAAUGCCGAUCGUCUGGAGAGCGAUGUGUCCGAGUCGUCAGACAUUAGUCCUUGCCUGUUGUGCAUAGCGCGUAGAAUACCGUCAAACGAGAAACCCAUUGGUGCCCCCGUUGAGCAAUUCACCGUCAAAUUGGAUACCAAUUGGAAAAUUAUCGGGGCUGAUCUCAGUUGGUUAUCCCCCGUUUACAACUACCUAAGCAAGGACAACUUGAUAGGCAAAUCGAUUGAAGAGUUAUGCCACCGUCAUGAUCUCAAUACGCUCCAGAAGCAUUUGACCGAUACCCUUCAACUCGGCGAAAAUACGAGCGAUGUGUACCGAUUGCGCGUUGGUUCUGAUAAGUUCCUUAAGAUUCAAACAAAGUCAAAAUUUUUCAAAGCAAAUGCGAUGAAUAACGAUAACGAUUUCAUGAUGGCUACUAAUUCCAUCAUCGGGGACAAUGACUUAAUACCUAUCGAGAGUGGUCAACUUUCCAACAACAAGAUGUGCUCAGGACACCCUAGUAACCGUUGUGCGAAUAAUAGUAAUAAUAAUAACGGCAACAAUAACAAUAACGUGGGUGGUCCGCUGAUGCCCGUCGCGCAUCUGAACGGUCAAGUGAGUGGUAUCAGUGCUCGUGGUAUGGCGGUGUCCCAUGUCGCGACGUCGUCGAACUCAAUCGCCUUUAACACGGGAGGUACCACCGGUAGCGGUGGCGGUGCCAGCAGUGGUAACAGUGAUUCGUGUAACCUGACGCUAAGUGCUUCGGGCGGCAAUCCGUUCACCGUCAACCAUUUUUCGGGAAACAUGGACCUGGAAGGUUUCGACAUUUUCCCUAGUACCACAGCUUGGGACAGCUUGGACAGUAGUGCUGGAUGGGUGGAUAGGCCGGAAUCGAGAGCGAGUGGACAACCGAACUCUCGACCGUCUUCCCAACCGGCCCCCACGUCACCGAGUCCGCAGGGAACCUUCUCCAACUCGGCAGCAGUGGCAUCUCACUGUAGUCCUCUACGACCGUUCAGUCCGACCUCGGUUAGCACCGCUCACACCUUCAGUAAUUCGUACUCCUUCAGUCCUCUUCAAGAGACUACGCAGACAUCCACGUUGAAUAGCAAUGUCGCCACCAGCAUCAGCACUAAUGGCGGAAACGUUGGCGGGGUUAGCAGUAACAUCGCUACGACCAUCAAGCGAACGGAAGAGAAUAGCAAGAGCGGAUGUCCUACUAGCAACAGCGCCGGCACCAUGGAUAACGCGACGGCGAGGACAAGCAGCGCCGUCGAGACUCAAAAUAACAGUACGAUAUCCACCGAGUCCGGUAGAUUGCGAAACUUGUUGACCAUGGGUCCGAAUGCCAGCGAAGACAGCCAAGACAAUACGGAUAACGAUUCGAAUAAUUCGAAUAGGCACAGGAUACUGAAGACUCUGUUGAACCAGCAAGACGAAGACGACUAUCAUUCGGAGCAUAAAGUGCGCACGAGUCCUAGCAACAUGCCAAAGCCUAGCAUGGAGCAUAAACCGUCGCUCGGAAACAAUAUGCUACUGCAGUUACUAAACGAAAAGAAUGAUGAUGAGGACGAUACACAAGAUACACGUGGUGGAACGAAGAAAAGAAAUGAAAAAUUGCUUCUGCAAUUGAUGAAAUCAGAUCCAGACGAAGAGAGAAAGCUACCAGACCAACAAUUACAACAGGUACAACAAGUACAACAAGCACAACAGAAUCGAGAAGACGACCCUCUCUUACGAAGUCUUGGCUUUCGGACCACUACACCGUCUCCAUCGCAAUCGAGCGAACACAUAGCUCUCAGCAGCAGCGCAUCUCAGGUGGGCCAGAAGAGACCAGGAGAAGACGGUGAUCUGAACGUAGCUGUGAAACGACCUGUUGACGGAUCGCAUCAAGUAUCUUCUUCAGGAACGAGCAACGCAUCGGGCAGCAAGCUAUGGGAGAAGAAUAAGAUGCUAGCAUCUUUACUAGCAAAACAGCCGCCGCAAACAACGAACGUACCAACGAAGCUGCCCGCGUCUGUGAUAUCAGCAACUCCACAGGACAAAUUGCCCCGUGUAAAACAGCAGCCGCAGCAGCAACAGCAGCAACAACAACAACAACAAUCGCAGCAGCAGCAACCUUGGACAGGUGGCAAUAUGCAAGUUGGUGCUGGUAACGCGAUUACGACGACCGCGUCGGCGCGUCCUCUCCAAAGUCAGUCGAGACAACUACCUCGUCAAUCAACCAAUACCUACCUCAGUCAUAUACUAAGUCAACAGCAACAAAGGCCCCAAAUGGGACUAACUGAUUCUGAAUUUACGAGUAGCGGAGAAUACCGUCAGACUAGCAACGACCCAACCAGUUGGGAUAAUCAGUCAUCGGAUCCGGAUCUUUCGGAAAUUUUGGAUCAAGUGAUAGAUUUUGUCCCGGAACAACCUAGCGCGGAUACGUCUCCGAUAGCGAAUCUCCUCCUAAAUCCUCUUAUCGAAGAUAAGAAUGCAAUGAACGAGAAAAUGGCAAUUAGCGCUAUCCAGAAGUCGUUGAUGUUGUGCGAGACUGCCGUGAAUCCAACGUCUUCCACCACUAUGCCUGGUACUCCCCCAGCCUAUUCCACUGCGUUGGGCACUACACCUGUGACAACUAGUCACAGUUACCAGCCACCUCCAAUGUACCCACAGCCCAGAAUGAGGUUUAAUCAGCAAGGUGUCAGACAACCAGGUCAAUUUACGCAACAACAACAAUUGCAGUUACAACAACGUUCGAAGCUUAUACAGCAACACCAGCAGCACCAGGAGCAAAUGAAGGACCAAAUGCAAUUGAAACAACGAUUAUUGCAACAACAGAAGCAACAGCAGAUGGUUAUUCCAUCAAAUGCCACCGCGACGGAUCAAAUCAACAGCAGUAUUCAUAACAUCGAUAAUCUUCUUAACAAUACCGUUGCACCGCCAAACGUAUCGUUGCAGCGAUCGAGUGUCCCAGAAUCGCAAAUCUCUCCAGGAUAUGGGGGAUCCGUCCAGAUAGCUUCUGGUCAUCGACUCGCUCACUCGUACUCCCAUCCGUCAACGAUACCACAGCACCCUAUUGUGAACAACAACUUUAACAGUGGGCAACAAGUGUCCGCUCCGGCGAGACUCUCGCCACAUUCUCCGGUUGGUAUGCUGCCCUUCCCUCACCCACAGCCACUAUCACCACGGGUGACGCAAGGCAAUUACGGCAACACACCGAGAUUAUUCAACGUGAACCAGGUGAGGCCGCAGCAGCAGGUCAUAGCGCAGCAACAAUUGCAGCAGCAGCAGCAGAGAUCGAUGCCUUCGCCGGGGACACCUGCAACCGCACGGCAAUCGCCGUUUCCUACAGAAGCGUUUCCCCCACCUACGUCCCCCACGGCCAGUCAGUUCACACCGGGUCCUAAUACCGGUGCGCCGAACCCGUCGGCUCAGUAUCGGUUGCAACGAGCCACGUCCACGCCUUCUGCUACAACUCAGUUGCCAGGUGGAAUUGCGUCGCCAAGGCACUACAGCGGUCUAAGUAAAGAACCGCUUCUUUCACCUAGUCAUUCACACACGGCUUGCCCGGCGACACCACACAACAAUCAACACAACGCCACCAAUACACAACAACACUUCUCCAGUCAGCAACACACCCCAUUGCUAUACCAACAACACACCACCAAUACGGCAGACAUGCAGAAUAGUCAGUUCUGUUACGAUCGCUCGUCAGUCCCGCUCUAUCCGUCUGGUGGGGAGGUGCAGGAUCAGGCCAGGUCACUGCCUCCCGGUAAUCCUGUCAAUCACCAAAUGGGUGGUAAUGCCGCUACCUCGGAAUUUGUACGACAAGAAUUGCGGGCGAUUGUUGGUGCGCGAACGCAACAGCAGCAGCAGCAACAGAGAGUACCCAACAACCUACAGAACAAUCUUUCUGGUCAAGUUUCUCAGGACGAUCUUGAAGCACUUGGUCUGACGUUCGAGAUGUCUUCUGCAGGUGAGGCUGUGGUUAGCGAUGGCCCCGCCAAGAGCUGGGCCAUUGGGAGUGCCGGAAGUGCCCCCUCGUCCUCCAGGACUACUAUGGAGGAGGUGGCACGAGGUGAUCCAAAGUCGUCGUUGCUGCAGAAGCUACUGUCCGAGUGACUGCAGGCCACCAUCCCGUCACGCAGUAAAAGAUUAUAUGUAAUAUAUGUUUGAGUGUGUGCAGAGAGAUCGAAACACGGAGAUGUAGGACGUAAAAACAUGAAAGAAGAGAGCGAGAGCAAGAAUGAGAGGGAAAGAAAGAGAGAAUGUUUGUGUGUGUGUGUGAGAGAGAGAGGGUAAAAGAGAAAAAAUUAUGAAAUGCAUAUACAUUCUUAUACGUAAUGGAUACUAUUGUAUUAUAUGUAACGCCAUACACGGAGUCAGUAUUCAUAUACGUAUCACCAAAUACAAUGCAAAACUUAGCGCGGUGCUCUCUAGAAGAAUGUUGCCCGUCGAUCAACAUCGAGAAGAAAAAAAGAAGAGAGACGAGCGAGCGAGCGAGAGAAAGAAAUAAGAAAAAAGGAGAAUAAAUUAUAUAGAGAUAGAGAUGGAUUAUGUAGAUGUUGUAUAAAGAGUGAGAGAUGGAGCAAAAGGAAGGGAGAACAGCUGGACUUUAUCCCUUUCCUUUUGCUUUUCGAAAAAAAAAAAAACUCGAAGGACCAAAAGUUUAGGUUUUCGUUUUGGCUGUGUAAAGAUUUGCUAGAGGAGGUAUACGCUUGUGAUUUUGUCAAGAAUGCUGGCGCGAAAGAAUCGAUUCGCGACGCUUGUUUCUUUUUCUUUCUUUUUGUUUAUUUUUGGAAAAAAAAGAAAGAAUCUUUCUCUCGUCGAACUCUCGUUAUCUCCCCAGUUUUAGAAAACGAACGAAAAGAUAUAUACGCUGCAAAGAUCGCAGGCAUACGGACGAUAAGCCCACAUCCGCAUUUUACCUGUCGAUAGAUUUGUGUAUGUAUGUAUGUAUGCUAUAUUUGUGUAUGUGUGCGUGUGUGCAUGUCACGUUCUCCGUCAGUAUUGUAUUUGGUAUAUAUAUCAACAAGAAGGGCGGAAAAACGAGGAGAGGAAACACUAUAUAUAGGUACCUCAACAAAAAAAAA
Molecule: messenger RNA, 8491 nt
Organism: Nylanderia fulva
Lineage: Eukaryota; Metazoa; Arthropoda; Insecta; Hymenoptera; Formicidae
Biological process (GO): cellular response to hormone stimulus; positive regulation of transcription by RNA polymerase II
Cellular component (GO): nucleus
Molecular function (GO): nuclear receptor binding; protein dimerization activity
Source: RefSeq, a predicted model, not a curated record